Nomascus leucogenys (northern white-cheeked gibbon) is the source of this 1288-nucleotide messenger RNA. RefSeq names its product bradykinin receptor B1 (gene BDKRB1). Lineage: Eukaryota; Metazoa; Chordata; Mammalia; Primates; Hylobatidae. Gene Ontology annotation, cellular component: membrane. The record is from RefSeq and is a predicted model, not a curated record. Gene Ontology annotation, molecular function: bradykinin receptor activity. Gene Ontology annotation, biological process: inflammatory response; G protein-coupled receptor signaling pathway; response to mechanical stimulus.
AGAGAAAACUCCUCCAAAAGCAGCUCUCACUAUCAGAAAACCCAACUAAAGUUGUGAACGCCUUCAUUUUCUGCCUGAGGUCUCAGUCUGUUGGCCCAGACUGAAGUGCAGUGGCACAAUCAUAGCUCGCUGAAGCCUCGACCUUCCAGGCUCAAACGAUCCUCCCACCUCAGCCUCUCAAGUUGCUGGGACCACAGGUCACUGUGCAUGGCAUCAUCCUGGCCUCCGCUAGAGCUCCAAUCCUCCAACCAGAGCCAGGUCUUCCCUCAAAAUGCUACGGCCUGUGACAAUGCUCCAGAAGCCUGGGACCUGCUACACAGAGUACUGCCCACAUUUAUCAUCUCCAUCUGUUUCUUCGGCCUCCUAGGGAACCUUUUUGUCCUGUUGGUCUUCCUCCUGCCCCGGCGGCGACUGAACGUGGCAGAAAUCUACCUGGCCAACCUGGCGGCCUCUGAUCUGGUGUUUGUCUUGGGCUUGCCCUUCUGGGCAGAGAAUAUCUGGAACCAGUUUAACUGGCCUUUCGGAGACCUCCUCUGCAGUGUCAUCAACGGGGUCAUCAAGGCCAAUUUGUUCAUCAGCAUCUUCCUGGUGGUGGCCAUCAGCCAGGAUCGCUACCGCGUGCUGGUGCACCCUAUGGCCAGCCGGAGGCAGCAGCGGCGGAGGCAGGCCCGGGUUACCUGCGUGCUCAUCUGGGUUGUGGGGGGCCUCUUGAGCAUCCCCACAUUCCUGCUGCGAUCCAUCCAAGCCGUCCCAGAUCUGAACAUCACCGCCUGCAUCCUGCUCCUCCCCCAUGAGGCCUGGAACUUUGCAAGGAUUGUGGAGUUAAAUAUUCUGGGUUUCCUCCUACCACUGGCUGCAAUCAUCUUCUUCAACUACCACAUCCUGGCCUCCCUGCGAGGGCGGGAGGAGGUCAGCAGGACAAGGUGCGGGGGCCGCAAGGAUAGCAAGACUACAGCGCUGAUCUUCACACUCGUGGUUGCCUUCCUUGUCUGCUGGGCCCCUUACCACUUCUUUGCCUUCCUGGAAUUCUUAUUCCAGGUGCAAGCAGUCCGAGGCUGCUUUUGGGAGGACUUCAUUGACCUGGGCCUGCAAUUGGCUAACUUCUUUGCCUUCACUAACAGCUCCCUGAAUCCAGUAAUUUAUGUCUUUGUGGGUCGGCUCUUUAGGACCAAGGUCUGGGAACUUUAUAAACAAUGCACCCCUAAAAGUCUUGCUCCAAUAUCUUCAUCCCAUAGGAAAGAAAUCUUCCAACUUUUCUGGCGGAAUUAAAACAGCAUUGAACCAAGAA